AUGCAAAAGUCAUCACUUUUCGUCCUUUUUCUCUGUGUAGUCUCAACACUGGCAGACUGUCCAGCCGCCUGGAAGACAAUUCUGAAUGCUCAACGAGAGGAGAGCACUUCGAAUGGUUGUGAAGCGGAUUGGAAGUUCUUCAAGAGACCUUCUGGAGGAUGGUGUAUGAGAGUGUUCCCUGGAUAUUAUGAAGCUCAGGCAGACGCUGAGAAGGCUUGCAAAACUGUUGACGCCACACUUUCAGGGCUCCAGAAUAAAAAUGAAGGAAUCUACAUUCAAUCCGCUAUUCUCGCCCAAGUACCACAGACUAGUGGCUCCUUGUGGACUGGACUUCAGAGAACCAAAAAGUGUAUGGGACAAAAGCUCACUGCCACUUGUAACAAUUUGACAUCCUUCGAGUGGACUGACAAUGCAACCACUGGAACUGAAGGAUUCCUCUUCCAAGAUGCACAACCGGAUAACAAAAACCUGGACCAAAACUGCGCUCUAUUCCUUGCCUCAAAAGCAGCUUCCAUUGUUGCCAGAGGUACAUAUUUUGCAGGAACUUACGAAGAUGUGAACUGUGUCACCGGAUUCAAUUCAGAAAAUAUUGCACGUAAAACUUUCGGAUAUGUCUGUGGAAAGAAGGCCAGUACUGAAUAA
Caenorhabditis remanei is the source of this 642-nucleotide messenger RNA. RefSeq lists its product as uncharacterized. The coding region runs from base 1 to 642 and encodes 213 amino acids. NCBI's taxonomy places the organism in Eukaryota, Metazoa, Nematoda, Chromadorea, Rhabditida, Rhabditidae. The record is from RefSeq and is a predicted model, not a curated record. The transcript is spliced from 3 exons.